This is a messenger RNA of Centropristis striata (black sea bass), 3275 nucleotides long. It is a transcript of the gene tspan33a, whose product is annotated as tetraspanin 33a. The transcript has 8 exons. Gene Ontology annotation, cellular component: membrane. The coding region runs from base 7 to 858 and encodes 283 amino acids. The record is from RefSeq and is a predicted model, not a curated record. Lineage: Eukaryota; Metazoa; Chordata; Actinopteri; Perciformes; Serranidae.
GUCACCAUGGGAGGAAGACGCAGAGGCGCACCUGGAGGUGACGAGGACUACUCCUUUGUCAGUCCAGUUGUCAAGUACCUCCUGUUCUUGUUUAAUUUUAUAUUUUGGAUUAUCUCCCUGGUGAUGGUGGCGAUCGGGGUGUAUGCCCGCAUGAUGAAACAUGCAGAGGCAGCUCUGGCGUGCCUGGCGGUGGACCCCGCUAUGAUGCUGUUGGUCGUGGGGGUCCUCAUGUUCAUCAUCACCUUCUGUGGCUGUGUGGGCUCCCUGCGAGAAAACAUCUGCCUUCUGCAGACAUUCUGUAUCUGUCUCACAGUGAUCUUCCUGCUGCAGCUGGCUGCUGGGAUCCUGGGCUUCAUCUUCUCUGAUAAGGCUCGGGAUAGAGUGACAAAGAUGAUUAAUAAUGCGAUCGUCCACUACAGAGAGGACAUUGAUCUGCAAAACCUCAUUGACUUUGGUCAGAAAGAGUUCGGCUGCUGUGGUGCUGUGACGUACACUGACUGGUCCCAGAACAUGUACUUCGACUGCAAGCAGGACAACCCCAGCAGAGAACGCUGCUCCGUCCCCUUCUCCUGCUGCAUCAUGCCUGAAGACAAGGUGGUUAUUAACACCAUGUGUGGCCAGGGCCUGCAGGAGAAAGAAUUCGGUGAAGCGGCAAACUUCAUUCACACCAAUGGCUGCAUAGACAAACUGGUGGACUGGAUCCAUAGUAACAUGUUCCUGCUGGGAGGCAUCGCAUUAGGACUGGCUAUACCACAGCUGGUCGGCAUCCUCUUGUCUCAGAUUUUGAUCAACCAGAUCAAAGACCAGAUCGAGCUCCAGAACUACCAGCAGAAGCACCGCUCCGACCCGUGGAGCUGACCCAGGAAAAUAUUGUAAUGAACGGCACCAGAGACACGGUGACGGCAGCAGAUGUGGAGAGAAUUACAAAUGCCUGAAGAACAUCUGUCACCUCUGCCUGGAUUGAGCAGUCAGUAUCAUUGCUCUUAGACUGAAAAAGACAAGACUAGUGUUCAUCCAGCACAUGGACAAACAGAUGGAGAAACAGGACUCUGUCGCCACCUGCUGGACAAAGACUGUGCUUGAAUUUACCAAAGUUUUAUACUGAAGUUUUUUAGUGGUCAGAGUCAAAUUGUCGGGAUCAUUGAUCUUUACUGCAAUAAGUAUAAUCAAUAACAAGUAUUGUUUUUAUGUCAAAGACACCAAAUAGGAGUGAAGUUAAUGCACAUCUAUGUAUUUUUUGUGUUUGUGUCCACGAUGUUACAAAUAAUUAGCUGAAAAAGGGAUUUACAUAUUUUUUCAACAUAUAGAUUUUGUUUUUUAAAAUAAAAUGUCAGACAGAAUGUCUUUUGCAUGCUCAGUAUUGUCACUUAUGGCGGCAGCUGCAUCUGAUACAUGGUUGAGGUUGUUUUUAUUAAAGGCGACAUAUAAUGCUCAUUUUAAAGUUCAUACUUGUAUUUUGGUUUUCUAUUGGAAAAUGUUUAACAAAAACACAGUUUUUUCCUCUUUCUGUUACUUUUUAACCCCACCUCUCAAAAGAAGAUGUAUAGAAAGAAUGUGAUACAGCGUUGAAGUGUCCUGUUAAUUUGUAUAAAAGUUGCUCAGUGGCGCAUGAAUCCAAAAAAGGUUGCCUUCUGUUUAUGAAUUUACCCUGAUCUUUGGGCCCAGAGAGCAAGCACACAAGUGUUUUCUUAAACCCAGCCUCCCAACUGCUCAGUCUCAGGGUCAUUCACAUGAGCGGAGGAAGGAAAAUAACACUGGAUUGGGUGAAUGGUGGAUCUUACAACUUUAAAUAAGGGGCUAUUUAAGGGUUGCAACUCAAGCCCUUCAUUUGACAUUUAACUGUUAAGAUAAUAUUUACACGUCUUCAUGAUGAAAUGGCCAUGUUAGGCUGCUUGGUUGUCCCGCACAGACUAUGACGAUGCACAUGAUGUAAUUUCCUGCUCACAUUUUAGCCAGCCUGGCUGGCUGCAGAGCCACUGGAUUUUGUCUCAGUAUGCUGCAAUUUCAAGUAAAUAUUAAACCACAUAGGUGUUCUUCAAAGUUGAAUUUCUUUACAUAUGCUGUGGCUGAUUGAUAUGUUAUUUGGAUCCUGUCUUUUGUAAUAACCUUCAACUAAAAAAACAAAAGAAGUGGGAAAUUCCAAGUUUCCCACUAAAGAAAACAGUAGUUUGGAUGCCUGAGGAGCUGUAGUGUUGUUUUGUUGAUGUGGUCACUAGAACGGGCCGAGUUUGUGUUUUUGACCAAUCAGUGAGCAGACAGUGGUUAAGCUUCUCUGACUGAGAAAAAAAACUAAACAUUUACUUAGAGCAAAAACAUGAAAAUAAUCACAGAUACAGAACUUUUUGAAGCCAAAAUGGGUCUGACAGCAAAGUGUAGCUGCAUUUAAAUGUUUUAGGAUUAUGGUUAAUGUUUUUCAUAAAUGUUUAAUGCUUUUUAUGUGUGUGAAACUCAUCCACAACUGUAUAUUUUAGUAUUUAAUUUCUUUUUAUCAUGUGGUACGUUCAGGCAGUUCUUCCAGUUUCUUCACGCAGGAAAAAGCAUAAACCAACACAACCUCUCCUCUCCACCCCGUUUCUCUGUCUGGCAAAUGAAAACCUGAGUUUUGAGGCAUUCUCAACCUGAAACCUGAUGCCUGUAAUCUUAGUGAGCAGAAACAGUCCUGCAUGCUUAACAGCCUUUGACGCAAGUCCACAAUCUAAACAUGACAUUUCUGUGUUAGUUUAAAGCUGCAGUGACUCCCUGUACUGUGAUUUCCCCCUCAAGCACACAACAAAAUCUACCAUAUCACCACCAUUAAGGAUGGCAGAGGUGUGACAUGUUAUAAUUUAGUGGCAGCAGCUGAGUAUAAUGAAAAAGUGACAGUUGUAGCAGCAGUGAAUGGCUCUGCAGCAGUCUCUCACUCUACUGUUUUGGUGUGUGUGAGUGAGUGAGAGUGAGUGUGUGUUGGCCCAGGCUCCGUUGCUCUGUGUGUGGUCCCUGGUUUUUUGCCUCUGACUCACUCAGGCGGCCAUGUUGCUGUGGGUUUCAAGGAGGCCCGGACACACACACACACACACACACUCAGAGAGAGAGAGAGAGGAGGGAGCAGAUUUAACCCAGUUUUACUCUCAGAACACCAGGAGAGAAACAAAGCAUCUGCAGCCAUGCAAAUACCACAAGUGCACUCUCCAAUUAAUGCGAUAACAACGGACUCAUGGUGGAGAUUGGACCAGUUUGAAGUUUGUUUUUAGUGGGAUGCUGGCAUAUUCAACCACAUUAAAAUAAAUGUAUUAAAA